GGACUCGUGUGAGUUCGCCUCGCGCACUUCGCUCCCGGCGCUCUCGGCAGUUCGCCGCCGCCGCGCGAUGCGCCUCGCGUAAUCUCCUCCGGCACUCCGUCCGCGUCACGUCGCUCGUCCCGUCACCGUGUCGCACGCCGAGCGAAGCAUGAGCGUCAGGCGUCGUAAGCUGAGAACUGAAAAUGAAGAGGAGCGCGAUAAUGAAUUGGCAUCCCACCAGAAGAAAAGCACCGGCCAGCCGGGAAGGAAGUACUUCACGAUGCUGGUGGUGCUUGGUACAUUGUUCCUAGGUUACGUAGCCAUAGCGAAUGAUCUGAAACCCAUCAGGAUAGGCAGCAAGGCCAUCGACACCCUAGCGUUCUCGUUUAACUUACAAAAGCCGUUCUACGUGGUCGUCAUAGACGCCGGCUCUACCGGUAGCCGCGUGUUGGCGUUCGGCUUCCACGAGUCCAUUCUCAACGGGAAUUUAGUGCUGGAUAACGAGCUGUUCAAGGAGGUGAAGCCUGGACUGAGCUCGUUCGCCGACAAACCGGAGGACGCCGCCAGGUCUCUGACUGCGCUUCUGAACGAGGCGAAGGCUGUGAUCCCGCAGUCGGAAUGGCCGCGCACGUUGCUGACGAUGAAGGCCACGGCGGGGCUGAGAUUGUUGCCGGAGCACAAGGCCAACGGCAUACUGGACGAGUGCCGCAAGUUGUUCCAAACGUCCGGAUUCCAGCUCGCGAGAAACUCCAUCUCCGUGAUGGAGGGCACGGACGAGGGCAUCUUCUCCUGGUUCACCGUCAACUUCCUGCUGGACCGCUUCAACUCGCUCAGCUCGCAGACCACCGUGGCCGCGUUGGACCUCGGCGGCGGCUCGACGCAGGUCACGUUCCAGCCCGACAGCGCGCAGGCGAAGAAACUGGAGAGACACGUCUACUCCAUCAACGUGUUCAAUCACAACAUGAGUCUGUACACGCACAGUUACCUGGGCAUGGGUCUGAUGGCCGCGAGAAAGGCGAUCUUGACCCACGACAUGAAUCUCGAGGCUGCGAAUCCCAAUGUUCCCAUAGAGAUACAUUCCGAGUGCAUCAAUCCGAUCGUGUCUACCGAGUGGUCCUACCACGGGCACGACUACAGGGUGAAGGGCCCGAUAAACGGCACGUACAAGCUCGUGAAAACGCAGAACUUCGCUGGCGGGGAUGAGAACAAGCCGAUCGUACGUUUUCCCGAAUGCUUGAAGAUUAUCGAGAAAUAUGUCGGCACUCUCACGGAGAGACCGUUAGGUUUGAAGGAUCACGAAGUAUAUGCGUUUUCGUACUACUUCGAACGUGCGACGGAGGUAGCACUAAUAGAUCCAUUUUUGGGUGGAAUGGUGCAGCUGAGCUCAUUUUUUAAGCAAGCCAAGGAGACGUGCGACUAUCCAAAUACUGAUCAGCCGUUCAUGUGCUUGGAUUUGACGUUCAUUUACGUUCUGCUGAGAGACGGCUUUGGUUUGGAGCCGUCGACGAAGCUACAUCUUUACAAGAAGAUCAAUGGCCAUGAGUUAAGCUGGGCACUGGGAGCCGCGUUCAAUGUUCUCCAAAAUGGGCUUUGACGUUUUCUUGUUAUAUUACUAUUGUUAGAUAAGUUUUAUUCCAAAUUUGUACAUUAAGAAGAGACGAAGCAAUGAUGGAACGUACAACUGAAAGGGAAGAGGCGUGUAAAAAUAGUAUUAAGAUUUAACAUUUUUUGUAUAAAAACGGAUUUGGUGGAACAUUUGAUAAUUACCGACGUACAAUUGCCUAAAACGGUACAAUCUGUCUCCUACGAUUCAACAGACAGCAGUAUUCGAUAUAUAUUUUUUAACUACGACAAUAUAUUUUUAUCUCAAGUGUCACGUUAUCUUAUCUCUCUAACAUGAAAGAUAUAUCGCCGUGCAUGUAUUUAUGACGGUUCUUUAAAACGUCCGUAAUUGUCAUCUUACGUCGAUAUGCAUUGAAUGAUUUUCUUACGAUCUGUCAUGUCCGUUUUGUAAUCUUGCGGAUAAACACAAUUAACGCGUAUGCGAUGUAAAUCGCACGAUGAGAUCGAUCCGCCUCGUUGUGUAAAAUUUAUCAAAGUACAAUUCGGCAACUGGUGCAGAAAACGAGACGAGGUUACACGAGUUGCGCCCUCGCGGCGACAUAUCUGCUACGAAAUCGUGUAAUAAAACUGUAUCUCUGACAUAUCUCGAUGCACAAAAAAACUGCAGUUAUCAUCGUAAACUCAGUACAAACGGAUUUUAUCCCCGCUGCUAACGUCUACCUGUUGAAGUAUGCCAAUGAUGUACAUAUUAUAACGUUCGAUUUUUGUAUGUGUCGCUGCAUCGCGACGUUCUACGGGGGUUUUCUUCUACGAUAUUGCGUGGUCGAUUACUCAUGUUUAUCGUUACGUGUCCAGCACGGCGAUGUAAUAAAUUACAUACGCAUUGCGUGUAUAUAGAUAGAUAAAUACUGUUGAGAAUAGUACCGUACGAUCCAACACAUUCUACAUAUUAUUCUACAUAAAAGACACAAUUUAUGUGUAUAUAACAUGUGUAUAUAGUGCCUUUAAAACGCCAUUUUUAAAUAAAGCGAACGCGUCGCUACGUA
Messenger RNA from Vollenhovia emeryi, 2588 nucleotides. It is a transcript of the gene NTPase, whose product is annotated as ectonucleoside triphosphate diphosphohydrolase 5. Gene Ontology annotation, cellular component: membrane. Gene Ontology annotation, biological process: nucleoside diphosphate catabolic process. Gene Ontology annotation, molecular function: GDP phosphatase activity; UDP phosphatase activity. The record is from RefSeq and is a predicted model, not a curated record. The transcript is spliced from 4 exons. Bases 149 to 1573 code for a protein of 474 amino acids. NCBI's taxonomy places the organism in Eukaryota, Metazoa, Arthropoda, Insecta, Hymenoptera, Formicidae.